GGGCCGGGCCCGCGCGUCCCGCGGGAGGCGGCCAUGUCUACCGGCGAGGCGGAGCGGCUGUCGGCGGACGCCGAUGGGGCCGCCGGGGACGAGGAGGAGGAGUGGCUCUAUGGCGAUGAAAAUGAAGCAGAGAGACCAGAGGAAGAAAAAUCUAGUGUUCCACCCCCACCUGGAAGUGAAGAGGAAGCUGCAGAAAAUGGCGUUGUGAAAACGAAGGUGGCAGAGGCUGAGGAUGACAGUGAUAGUGAUAGUGAUGAUGAUGAAGAUGAUGUUCAAGUCACCAUAGGGGAUAUUAAGACAGGAGCUCCACAGUUUAGUUAUGGAGCAGCACCUGUGAAUCUCAAUAUUAAGGCAGGAGGACGAGCUUAUGGAUCUUCUGGUGCAAAAGUUAAGGGACUGGAUCUAGAUGCACCAGGGAGUAUUAAUGGUGUGCCACUUCUGGAAGUAGAUUUAGAUUCUUUUGAAGAUAAACCUUGGAGAAAGCCAGGGGCUGAUCUCUCAGAUUACUUUAACUAUGGCUUCAAUGAAGAUACCUGGAAAGCUUACUGUGAAAAACAAAAGAGAAUACGAAUGGGUCUUGAAAUUUUGCCAGUUACCUCAACCACAAAUAAAAUCACGGCUGAAGACAAAGCUAUGGAACUAAGACCAAGUGCAGAGAUUCUCGAUGGCAGAUACCAUCUUUUAAAGGUACAGCAAGGCAGAACUGGAAAUUUGGAGAAAGAGUUGGCAGUACAGUCAACCAAGCCAGAUUUCACAUCUCCUCCUGCCUUAUUUAAAUCAGGAAUUCCAACAAACAGGCGGAUAUCUGGCACAAUAGAUGUGAUUGGGCAGAGCAUCACUAUCAGCAGGGUGGAAGGACGACGGCGUGCUAAUGAGAACAGCAACAUACAGGUUCUUUCAGAACGCUCUAAUCCUGAAGUAGACAGUUUUACCAAGCCACCUCCAUUUUUCCCUCCAGGAGCUCCACCUACUCACCUUCCACCACCUCCUUUCCUCCCACCCCCUCCAACUGUCAGUACUGCUCCACCUCUGAUUCCCCCACCAGGUAUACCAAUAACAGUGCCACCACCAGGUUUUCCACCACCACCUGGCGGUCCUCCACCUUCCCUCAUACCCACAAUAGACAGUGGGCAUUCUUCUGGCUAUGAUGGUCGUCCUGUUCGUGCAUUUUCGUAUGGCAGUGUCACUUUUCCACACCCUGCCGGUUCUGCACCCUCGUGGUCCAGUCUUCUGGACACCAGCAAACAGUGGGAUUACUAUGCACGAAGAGAGAAAGAUAGGGAACGUGAGAGAGAGAGAUCCCGAGAUCGGGAUCGCGACCGGGACCGGGACCGAGACAGAGAUCGGGACCGUACCAGAGACAGGGAGAGGGACCGAGAUCACAGUCCGUCUUCAAGUGCGUUCAACAGUGAUGAAGAACGCUACAGAUACAGAGACUAUGCAGAGAGGGGCUACGACCGCCAUAGGACAAGCAGAGAGAAAGAAGACAGACACAGAGACAGGAGGCACAGAGAGAAAGAAGAGACUCGACACAAGUCAUCUCGAAGUAACAGCCGACGUCGUCACGACAGUGAAGAAGGGGAUAGCCACAGAAGGCACAAACACAAGAAGUCCAAAAGAAGCAAAGAAGGAAAAGAAGCCAGUGGUGAACCUGCUCCUGAACAGGAAAACACUGAAGCUGCCCCUGUGGAAUAGGCUUGUGUGAUUUUUUUUGCCUACUUGCAUAUAUAUUAGUGCCAGAAAUAGAUUACUAUAAAUCUUGUUAUUUUUCUGGGAAUUAUAAUAAUUUGCUCUUAAUCUUGUUCUGUUAGUUUGAAAUCAAAGGUUACUUUGGUUUUUUUUUGAAAAUAAAAGAACGAAUUUUUCAUGUUAA
Melospiza melodia melodia is the source of this 1873-nucleotide messenger RNA. It is a transcript of the gene FIP1L1, whose product is annotated as factor interacting with PAPOLA and CPSF1. The record is from RefSeq and is a predicted model, not a curated record. Gene Ontology annotation, cellular component: mRNA cleavage and polyadenylation specificity factor complex. The transcript is spliced from 17 exons. NCBI's taxonomy places the organism in Eukaryota, Metazoa, Chordata, Aves, Passeriformes, Passerellidae. Bases 34 to 1695 code for a protein of 553 amino acids.